AUGGCGACAGAUCUUGAGAAUGAUACUGAAUCUGCAGUUUCACGACUUCACAAUCGAUCGGUUCGACAAAUUCCAAUGUCCCCAAUGCCCGGACCCAUGCCUAUACCAGGAUCGAUGCCGAUUCCAGGUCCUGUUCCGUAUUAUACACCCUAUAUGGGACAACAGUACAUGGGACAACAGAUGGCAAGACCCAUUCAACGUCCCAUGCCCAUGAUGCCAAUGAUGCCCCAGGCUGGUCCGGGUUUUCCGAUGGGAGGUGGUGGAUUGAGUGGGACUAGCAUUAUUGUGGAACCCUUAGUAAUCCUACCCAUGGGCAUUGGGGCAGCAACUGGGGUGGGAGGUAAUCCCAAUCAAUUUUAUGGGGCAAAUGGUUCUUAUCCCACUUAUAACAACAAUAAUCCCUACAAUACGUACACUACUGCACGACCCAAUUAUGACUAUAACAAUUAUAACAACAAUAAUUACAAUAAUAAUACUGGAUAUAAUAACAGCAACAACGAUUACAACUCUUAUGGUUAG
Messenger RNA from Drosophila subpulchrella, 519 nucleotides. RefSeq names its product probable serine/threonine-protein kinase DDB_G0267514. The record is from RefSeq and is a predicted model, not a curated record. NCBI's taxonomy places the organism in Eukaryota, Metazoa, Arthropoda, Insecta, Diptera, Drosophilidae. The transcript has a single exon. Bases 1 to 519 code for a protein of 172 amino acids.